UCCCCGCCAGUCCGCCUCCUCUCUCGGUCUCAACAGUCGCUGCCGCCUCGUUGUUCACUUCGACCCGCAGGUCAGAGAGUCCGAACCGCAGAGUCCCGCACAGAACCCGCACAGAACCCACUUCUCUCCGCGCCGCCGCCGGAACAACAGGUGAGUGACCCAUAAAGCACGAUGGGGAAAGGAUGCCUGACUGUCAGCAAGUACUUCCUGUUCCUGUUCAACCUCAUCUUCUUCCUGCUCGGUGUUGCCGUCCUGGGCUUCGGACUCUGGCUCCUCCUGGACAACGAGAGCUUCACCGUGGUCAUCAAUAACGUGACGUCUGUGAAGGUGGCCUGCUACAUCCUGGUCGCAGUCGGUGCGUUCUCCAUGCUGAUGGGCUUCGUCGGCUGCGUGGGAGCCAUUUACGAGAUCCGCUGUGUGCUGGGCCUGUACUUCACCUGCCUGGUUCUGAUCCUCAUCGCUCAGAUCGUUGCCGGUUCUCUUAUCUACUUCCAGAAGGAAGAGCUGCACAAAGAGAUGUCAAAGGUCAUCGGCGAGGUGCUGGAAGGUUUCUCCGACAAUAACACAAGCACGGAGCGGGCCUGGAGCUUCGUCCAGAAGAACAUGGAAUGCUGCGGCUGGACAGACCAUGAGGACUGGAAGGUGAACCAGGUGAUCAAAAACAGUUCUGAGGUUCUGUUCCCCUGCUCCUGUCAGAAUGUCUCUAUGACCCACCUGAACCCGGCCGAGUCCGACCCGGAAAACAGUUGGCUCUGCAAGUCCAAGACGGCCGACUGGCCCGUUUACAGCACGGGUUGCUCUAAGAGCGUGGAGAGCUGGCUGCUCACCAACAUCGGCGUGGUGCUGGGGGUCUGCGUGGCGGUGGCAUUCAUCGAGCUGCUGGGGAUGGUUCUGUCCGUCUGCAUGUGCAGAAACUUCCAGGAGGAUUACAGCAAAGUGCCCAAGUACUGAGGAACUGGGAGGAAGAGUUCAAACCAGUUUCAGCCUGGAUUUGCUGAACUUCUGUCCAUAUGUUAAAUAAUGAGUAUUUUCUUUGUUUUAUCAGAUUUUCCUUCUGCUUUUGUCAGACUAGUUUCCUUUAAGCACUUUAGAAACGUUUGUAGUUUUCGGAUCCGAACGAUGCUGAAAAUGAAAAUGAAAUUAGAAAUUCGAUGAAUGGGUGGAGUAAAAAGCGAGCAGCUCUUCCCAGUCCUCCCAGUUGGAGCAGCAGGUCUGGAUCGGAUCUCUGCUGGUUUUUACUCCCACCAGCUGACAUGUGAAAUGUUUUUAGUACUUUGUAUAUAAUUUAAAGGAUUAUUUCUAUGAACUCCAGCAGGUUUCCUGUAUUAUUAAAGUUUUCCUCCUGACUGGGUUUAGUGGUACUACACAUACUGGUUUCCAGUUUAAACUUUACUUUAGCUUCACAGCAAGUUUAACUCUGAAUUUAGUGGAGAGCUGACAGAAACCUUUGAGCCUCGCUGUAUUUUUUAAAGUUUUUGUAUUGUCUGAAUUAAAAGUGGAUUAACUUUGUAAUAACUGGUGGGAUGAAAACGUUGUGGAGGGAAAAAGUACUCACAUCAUUUAUUAUGUUUUUGUCAAUAAACUGAACAACGUUUUA
This is a messenger RNA of Xiphophorus maculatus (southern platyfish), 1597 nucleotides long. RefSeq names its product CD82 antigen-like. Bases 172 to 951 code for a protein of 259 amino acids. The transcript is spliced from 9 exons. Gene Ontology annotation, cellular component: membrane. NCBI's taxonomy places the organism in Eukaryota, Metazoa, Chordata, Actinopteri, Cyprinodontiformes, Poeciliidae. The record is from RefSeq and is a predicted model, not a curated record.